GAACCCUCACAUCGCUGUCCAGAUGUGUGACUGCAAACGUUCCGUGUGGUUGUAUAAUAUAUAGUGGAUUUUUUUCAGCAGGAGCAGUCGUUGUGCGUGUAGUAAAUAUUAGAACGCUCCCGUUGGUGGUUUAUGGGUCCGCAGGACACUCCCGAUGUAAUGGAUGAUGACGAUAACCAUGUAUCUUCCGAGAUCUAUGAAGAAAUUGAUUAUACAUCGCCUAGUAAGCCAACCUUCAAUCCCAGCUAUGAGGUGUCAAGGUUUGAAUUCUCAACACCACAUGACAAUUCUGUCAUGGUUGACUCUGACGGUGAUCUCAUAGUUCCUAGAAGGAAAUUCAGUCGUAAGAACUAUGUAGAUAUAGAAAAUAAGAGGAGUACAGUAUUAGGGUUGGUUGGACUCCAAGUGUGGAGAGGAGCCCUUUUGUUAGCCGAUUGGUUAAUAUACAACAGCAAAAAUAUUCAAAAAGGGACGCAUAUAUUAGAACUUGGAUCUGGCGUCGGCCUCUCCAGUAUUAUUGCCUCUAUGUUUUCACCAGUAUUUUGUACAGACAUUGAUAAGGGAGAUAUCAUGCCCUUAAUCAAACAUAAUGUCCAGAAAAAUACUCGUCUUGUUCAGAAUCCAGUUGAGGUGAUUGAAUUGAACUUCAAUUCUGAAACUCUUCCUUCAACGAUUGCUGAAGCAUUACCAAACAUUCCUGUUAUUAUAGCUGCCGAUGUGAUCUAUGAUGACACCCUCACAGACGCCUUCAUUUCAACGGUUCGCAAAUUAUUAGCUCCGCCAGGAGAUCGUAGCAUCUACGUAGCCUUGGAGAAGAGGUACGUGUUCACUAUUGCAGAUUGUGACUCUGUGGCACCGUGCUACGAGUACUUCAUGCGGUGUCUCAAAGAAGCCAAUGGUAUCAACAGCGAAGAGCUGGCGUUGGAUUUUCCACAGUACUUCCGGUACGAACGAGUGAAGGAGUUGGCUAUGUGGAAGCUUUCGAAAUCGUAAAAAUUAGGUAUUCUGUUACUAAAUUUUAGGAAGGGGCAGUCCUUUAGGGUUCAAAAUUUGUUGGAUUCAUAAACAAACUUUUGCUAGGUAAAUUAAAAAAUUAUUUUUCGAGUGAAUCUCGCGUCGAUAGUUUUUAGCGUCUUGAGUUAAAAACCGUAUUGAAUGAGUCAAAUGUUUGAAUGACUUGACCGAUUGUUAUUAAAAGAUCGAUUCAGUAAUCGGCUUGACCAAUUUUCUUUAAAAUACCGAUACAGCAAUCUAUAAAUCAGCAGGCAUGGGUAAUGGUUGACGCAUCGAGCUACUAAUCGGUCGACUCGAGUUGUGGAUGUUGUGUUGUGUGUUAUUAGUACCACGCACCAGAUCAGUGCAAGAUCAAUAUAGGCACACCGCGUUGCUGGAGCUGAUACAGACAGACACUCACACACAUACACGUCUUAAACCUAUAACAACCUUCCUUUUCACAUUAAGAGUUAGAAGAAAGUACUACUACUAAGUAUAGAAUCCAUCACAAAUACCUGAAUACAUGUUUACGAAAUUCUGUUACGAUCUGAGAGCCCAUAGUAACUCCCAUAGUGUACCAUAACUUUUUUUAAAUCUUAGGUGAUGAAGUAUGUUUAAUGGCUAAAUCCAAUUCUUUGCAAUUAUGUAUAUGAUCAAAUAAUAUUAAACAUAAUAUUUUA
Molecule: messenger RNA, 1673 nt
Organism: Acanthoscelides obtectus
Lineage: Eukaryota; Metazoa; Arthropoda; Insecta; Coleoptera; Chrysomelidae
Source: the annotation of a GenBank genome assembly